AUGACGGGCACGGGAAUCUCGGUUCCGGUGGUAGUGUUACUUCGCAGGCUGUUCAACGCUAUUUCUACCCUCUCGGUGUCGAAGGAAUAUAUCUUACAACGCAAACAGAGGAAGGCACUUGAAGCGCAGCAGAGAAAUAGCUCUUUGCAUUCUGCCUCCUUGUCGCCCCACCUCGAACUUGACCCUCAUUCCAACUCGGAAUAUCCUUCCCCAAUCCCGCCCUCGCAUUCUUCACCCAAACCUCACCGUCACCCGCGACAAUCUCCACCCCCGCCCAAACCACAGACUCGGGAAGAUCCUGAGGUCCCACCAGAAUCCCCCGACAUUAUCCACCAGCUCCUGCAUAACCCCGUACUAUUCGACCCUCUUCGCACUCCUAGAUACCCCAUUGUUCUUUGCCAUGGUCUCUACGGGUUUGACCAACGGGGCCCCAGCUCAUUUCCAAGCAUGCGUAUGCACUACUGGGCGAAUGUUUUGAAGAUUCUCAGGCAGAAGAUUGGCGCGCAGGUGGUCGUUACAUCAGUGCCUGGAACCGGCUCAAUUGCUUCUCGUGCCGAAGCUCUUCACCAGCAGCUCGAAACGAAAGCGCGUGGACGAGGGAUAAAUUUCCUGGCCCACUCGAUGGGCGGUCUAGACUGUCGACACUUGAUUUCUCACAUAAAGCCCUCGGAAUACGUGCCACUGUCCUUGACGAGCAUUAGCACUCCUCAUCGAGGAAGCCCGUUUAUGGACUGGUGUACUGAAAAUAUUGGCAUCGGAAAGCUGAAGCGUGAAGAAUUCAUUGCCAAGUCAACCUCAUUCUCCUUUUCUCAGCUCCCUUCCACUUUCACCAGCCUCAUCCUCAACCUCGUUGAUUCUCCUGCUUACGCGAACCUGCGAACGUCAUAUUUGACGGAAGUGUUCAAUCCGCAGACUCCCGACGAUCCUCGAGUCAAAUACUUCAGUGUUGCAGCGCGGGCGCCAGGUGUGAAUAUCUGGCAUCCGUUUUGGUUACCGAAGAUGGUGCUUGAUGGGGUUGAGGCUCGGGAACGACAGCAACUGCGCGAGUCAUGGGAAAGCGGCACGUCGAAUGACCCAUUAUGGAAACACGACCGUGAGUGGGGAAACGAUGGGCUGGUGACGGUGCAGAGCGCCAAAUGGGGCGAGUUUCUGGGAAUCAUGGAGGGGUGCGAUCACUGGGAGAUAAGAGGAGCAAGGGGAAUUGAGUUUGGCGUCGACCUCCCAGCAAUACCUGCAAUUGGACUCAGUACAGGCUCGAGUAACUCCUCUUCCUCAUCACAAGGCGAUGGUUGGGGACUGAUGGACUGGGGCCGAUUUGUUCGUGCUUGGAAGAAGGAGGAAAAGAGCCAGCGUGAUGCUGCCAUGGCGUCAAAACCGGCUUCUGACCUGAAAGACGAGCAAAUCAAGGAGAAAACAGACGAGGCGCUGGUGAAGAACUCGACCGACAAAGCCUCGUCUGCAUUCGACUGGCUACUUGAACAGGUCCCCAGUGUGCCGCUUCUUGGGGGGCCUAAGAGCGGCAAAACCCAGGCGGUUGAGGAUGCGCAACGGUUAACAAAGGCAGAGGUUGAUGCUCUUCAUGGAGAGGAGAAGAAGGACAAGACGGCGCGAAAGAAAGCUGAGUUGGCGAGCAAAGCUGACUUGGAGCGGUUCUAUGUUGCGUUGUCGCGGAAGAUGUACGAUGAAGGGCUGUAA
Molecule: messenger RNA, 1695 nt
Organism: Mycena indigotica
Lineage: Eukaryota; Fungi; Basidiomycota; Agaricomycetes; Agaricales; Mycenaceae
Product: Ubiquitin-related modifier 1
Exons: 6
Coding region: 1-1695 (564 amino acids)
Molecular function (GO): triacylglycerol lipase activity
Source: RefSeq, a predicted model, not a curated record